GGAGGCGGCGGAAGGACCUUGCGGGACUGAGGAAAUCCAGUCACCAUGUCAGCUGCGCUGUUGCCAAAGCCCCAGAUGCGGGGCCUUUUGGCCAGGCGGAUGAAGUUUCACCUCCUUGGGGCAUUUCUGGUAUCUAUGGGAUGUGCAACUUUGUACAAGUUUGGAAUUGCUGAACCCAGAAAACAAGCUUAUGCAGACUUCUAUAGAAACUAUGAUCCCAUGAAGGACUUCGAAGCCAUGAAGGCAGCUGGUGUGCUUGAGAGUGCACCACCCAAGUGAUGAUUCCCUUCAUUUCAAGAAGACUUGAUGACUGAACCUUAUUUGUUCACUGAAUUGUAAAGUGCAAUGCACCACAGUGCAUGGCACGCUCUAAUGCAACUCAAUAAAUAAAAUACAUAUGUCAGUGA
Taeniopygia guttata (zebra finch) is the source of this 407-nucleotide messenger RNA. It is a transcript of the gene COX6C, whose product is annotated as cytochrome c oxidase subunit 6C. The record is from RefSeq and is marked provisional. NCBI's taxonomy places the organism in Eukaryota, Metazoa, Chordata, Aves, Passeriformes, Estrildidae.